This is a messenger RNA of Acanthamoeba castellanii str. Neff, 174 nucleotides long. RefSeq lists its product as uncharacterized. NCBI's taxonomy places the organism in Eukaryota, Discosea, Longamoebia, Acanthamoebidae. The transcript has 2 exons. The record is from RefSeq and is a predicted model, not a curated record. The annotation marks the transcript as partial.
AUGCGCACGAGGAGAGCGUGUACGCGGUGGCGUGGGGCUAUCCGUGACCGCACGCGAUGGGCGCUUUCGUGCGGCCGUGUUCGAUCUGGACGCUCGCCGCGCCAAAGUCCGGUGGUGCCGAACUCAUCCGCUGGCCCAGUGGCUGCUCUGCCUCUUCCGCUGCUCCUUCAAGUG